AUGACGGCAGGACCUGCUAACGACCUUCUGGAGUCCCGCUACCAGUCGGUUCUUAUGCCGUUCCAGAACACUGUUGAGAUGGCCGAGCUAGCGAAGCUCAAAUAUAACCCCUUUGACAAGGAAAUAGACAUCCACCAGUUUAUCGGAAAGGUUAACAGCCUGGCAGACAAAGCAGGUAUCGACAAGGACCUGCAUAAAACCACUCUCUAUGAGCAUAUCCCUGCCGACCUUGACACCCGUCUGCUGAAGGAUUCUAAGGAUUUGCGCAUCUCUUACAAAGAUUUUACUGCUUCUGUUGUCGAUGCCGCCGUUGCUCGUUACCAUGCUCAGGAAGAGAGGAAGGAGCGCAAACUAACCCGCCGUGAGCCGUCUCCCCCAGAGACCAAACCCAGCCGCCGAUCUCGCGGGUACCGCGAGCGCCGCAAGAUCAAAAAGGAAGUCAAGACUACGGCUGUGCCUGUCAAAGAGACUCCCUCUCUGUUAGAAAAAGAGAAGAGCGCUCUCAUGGACGCCGGACUCUGUUUUUUGUACAAGAAGCCUGGUCAUCAGUCUCGCCAUUGCCCCGAUCGCAAGAUUAUCGCCAACAUGCUCCAGGCAUUUGACCACGAGGAAUCUGACGCACAAUCAUUGAGCAUCGCUGAGAAUACUCCUUCUGAUUCUUUUUCUGAUUCAAAAAACUAA
Molecule: messenger RNA, 681 nt
Organism: Anthostomella pinea
Lineage: Eukaryota; Fungi; Ascomycota; Sordariomycetes; Xylariales; Xylariaceae
Source: the annotation of a GenBank genome assembly